AUGUGGGCUGCUGAAAUUUAUACCUCUUUCUAUCAGGUGUCCUACAAGUGGCUGAGCCACAAUUUUUUGGUGUCAUCAAAUGCUGCAAAGAGAUUGCUUCAAGUGUUUGUUGAAACACAUGGAAGUGGGAUAGAAAUAGUAUAUAAGUUGUCUGGCUGGUUGAAGAAUAAUCCUUCAGUUUACCAUAUAAGGCUUGUUUCCAGGCCUAAACUUGCAGUGUUUGCUUUCUUGGCCUACUUCUUUGGCUUUGAGUGCAGAGUUUAUCUGCAAGGGUCCAAUAUGGUUGCAGAGUGCUUAGCUUUAUUGGAUGGGCUUCAGUUGGUGAAAGAACAGAAUUUUGGGAAUUGUAAGCGGGAGGCUAAUGCUGCUGCUGAUUGCUUAGCCAAGCUGGAUGUGCAGAACAGAGCUUCGCUGUGUAUCCCAAUGGCGUCUUCUUUGCCUGUUGCAGUGAAGAUGGUGUUGCAGCAGGACAGAAGGGGUAUUCCUGUUAUGAGGAAAAGCUUUGCUUUUUUCUCUACCCAGCUGUGUAAUGUGGUAGGGUUUUCUUAA
Molecule: messenger RNA, 549 nt
Organism: Ilex paraguariensis (yerba mate)
Lineage: Eukaryota; Viridiplantae; Streptophyta; Magnoliopsida; Aquifoliales; Aquifoliaceae
Source: the annotation of a GenBank genome assembly